This is a messenger RNA of Pseudonaja textilis, 380 nucleotides long. The record is from RefSeq and is a predicted model, not a curated record. NCBI's taxonomy places the organism in Eukaryota, Metazoa, Chordata, Lepidosauria, Squamata, Elapidae.
UACCUUGUUCUCUAAAUAUCCUGGGUUUUUUGUUCGUUUGUUUGUUUGCAGGAAUUGAUAGUCGGUACAACGAAGGCUGCCGGGAGCUCGCCAACUAUCUCCUCUUCGACUUGUACAGCCAGAACAACAACGAGUUUGAGAGGGCAGGAUUCCCCGAAGAAGUCCUGGACGAUGUGAUCCUGCUGGUGAAGCCGGACAGCGUCCAUCUCUACUGCAACCCGGUCAACUACAAUUACCUUCUCCCCAACGUGGCGUUUUGGAGAAACCUGCAUUUCCACUGCCUGACGGAGACGGAGGAGCCAGUGGCUGAGCAUCUGAACGUUGAUCAUUGUGACCACCAGGAAGCUGCCAUGGUCAUUCAGUGUGGAAAAGGGUCCUAA